Triplophysa rosa is the source of this 1647-nucleotide messenger RNA. It is a transcript of the gene apobec2a, whose product is annotated as apolipoprotein B mRNA editing enzyme, catalytic polypeptide-like 2a. The record is from RefSeq and is a predicted model, not a curated record. Gene Ontology annotation, cellular component: nucleus; cytoplasm. Gene Ontology annotation, biological process: cytidine to uridine editing. Lineage: Eukaryota; Metazoa; Chordata; Actinopteri; Cypriniformes; Nemacheilidae. The coding region runs from base 424 to 1161 and encodes 245 amino acids. Gene Ontology annotation, molecular function: RNA binding; cytidine deaminase activity. The transcript has 3 exons.
ACUAAGACUGCGGCACACUGCUGCCAUCAUGUGGUGAGAUCUGAUAACUACAACAGUCAUCAAAUGAUCAUUCACUACACCUGGAUCAUAUGACAUCAUAACUGUGUUUCUGCAGAUCGCCUCACUGAUGUCAUCACACACCUGUACGACCUCAAAAGAGUUGAAACACUUUGAAACACAACCAUGUCUCAAACGCUGCUCAGCAGAAACACCCGAGACAGAGAUGAGAACUCGGUCAGGUCUGAUGAUCGUCUCACGCUGACGCUCUCGUAAGAGUUCCUUCAAUCUGUCAUCUGGUCUUUUUAUAGAAGAAACCAACAGCUGCUUCACGACCCCCCCCACACACACACAGCCUCAGCGACCCUCGUCUGCCCGACACGCUGUUAUAAAUAGUGAUGUGUGUGCGUGUGCUCAGUCUCAGUGAUGGCCGACAGAAAGAGCAGCGCUAGCUCUCGCCCGACAGUCAGGAGGAAAGAGAGAGCAGAACCUGAGGCCAAGAAAGAUGAGGAACCCGCUAAAGAAGCGGAGGUGAGCGAGACGGAGACGCCGAAGGAGAAUGGAGCGGCCGCCGACGCCACCAACGGAGAGAAGCCUGAACCCAUGGAGCUGCCGCCGUUUGAGAUCAUCACGGGGAACCGCAUCGAUCCCUUCUUCUUCAAGUUUCAGUUCAAGAACGUGGAAUACUCAUCCGGCCGAAACAAAACCUUCCUGUGUUAUCUGGUGGAUCAAGGUCCCGGGGCCGACGGUCUCCUCAGAGGUUACCUAGAGGACGAGCACACGGGUUCUCACGCGGAGGAGGCGUUCUUCCAGCAGGUCCUGCCCAGCUGUGACCCCGCCUGUAAAUACACCAUCACCUGGUACGUGUCGUCCAGCCCCUGCGCUGCCUGCGCCGGGAAACUGGCCGAGAUCCUCGAGUCACGCAAAACCGUCCGUCUGUCCAUCUUCUCCGCUCGUCUCUUCGAGUGGGAGGAGCCGGCGAUCCAGGCGGGGCUGAAGGCGCUGGCGGCCGCUGGCUGUAAGCUACGCAUGAUGAAGCCGUUGGAUUUCAACUACACCUGGGACACGUUCGUGGAGAACGACGAUCAGCAGUUCACGCCGUGGGAGGACUGCCAGGAAAACUACGAGUAUUAUCAGGAGAAGCUGGCUGAUAUUCUGCAGUGAGACAGAUGACGGGCGUACUCUUUCCAAAAGUGAAGAGAGAGAGAGACUGUAUGUGUGUGUGUGUGCGUGUGUGCGUGAGAGAGAGAUACUGUGAAACACGUGUGUGUGACGUCUGUUGUCUGAAAUCCCAGAAUGGUAUGAAGAUACAGAUUCAUUUCAUUAAGUAGUCUUCGUAAUGUCGACGGGACGCUUGAAAUGUUUCCUGUUGAAUCAGCUGUCAAGACUUCUGUUUACUUCUCUGUGGUGCCUCACUUUUCACCUGUUUUAUAUUGUGGACCUGUGAUGGAUUUUAGAUUCGUUUUAUUGAACUUUUUUACGUUCAUGCUGGUCAGAGCACGAAUUCACACUGAGAAAAUGAUCGAGAAAUGUAAUUUUUUUAUUAGAAUUUCAAAUAAAUAAACGUUACAGCUGUUUUGAGAUAUUGAUAAAGCACACGAAAUGAAAAUAACUACGUGUGUAAAGGUUCACCUUCACUGUUUUGGAAAA